This is a messenger RNA of Columba livia (rock pigeon), 3104 nucleotides long. Its product is annotated as ciliary microtubule associated protein 1A-like. The coding region runs from base 340 to 1350 and encodes 336 amino acids. Gene Ontology annotation, cellular component: cytoskeleton. The record is from RefSeq and is a predicted model, not a curated record. The transcript has 7 exons. NCBI's taxonomy places the organism in Eukaryota, Metazoa, Chordata, Aves, Columbiformes, Columbidae.
AGCGUCUCCCGCCGCCGCUGCCCCUGCCCUGCGCCGCGCUGGCGGGACUGCGAACGGGGACUUUAUACCGCAAAACCACUCUUCUCUAAAUAAUGUGCUGUUGACAAGUCAUUCUGGAACCUUUUCAGUGAUUCUCUGCCACAGUUCGCACACAAAAGGAAACUGACCAACGGGACACAAAAGCCCAAGCAUUCAUGACCCUCCCUAACUGAACAAGCACGGCUUUCCAGAAGAAUUGACAUCACGGAAAAUAAGUUUAGGGUCUGAAGGGUCAAAUACAACCGACACGUGUGAUCACAUUCGUCCUCGGCCAGAGAGUUGUCCCUGACCUCAGGAUUUAUGGACCUGACAUCUUCAACACCUGCAGAGAGUCCACAACCGUACUGGCUUCUCCAGUUCCUGGCUUUCAAAGCAUCUCCCAGCAUGGACGGAGCUUUCGUGGGCACUUGGAGACCUCAUCGCCCACGGGGCCUCAUCUCGGCCCAGUUCACCAGCCCUGGACCCAAAUACUCAGUCCAGGGGACAACGGGUUACAUCAACCACAACCCCACCAAAGUCAAAGCCCCUGCGUACACCUGCAGAGGGGCAAAAGCUCCUGCGGAAGGCGGCUGCUCCCCAGGCCCUCGCUAUUACGUGGAGCCCUCCAUGACCAGGACUGGGAAGUACGUGGCUCCAGCCUACGCCAUCACUGGACUUCCCAGGAUAAAGACGGAGAUCACACCUGGACCCAGCGAUUACAGCCCGGAGAAGUCCAACCGACACAUCUUUAAGUGCCCGCCUGAGCUAUCCAUGGCCUUUCGGAACAGGGGACUCAAAACCGACUUCACUCCAGGUCCCGGCACCUACACCUUGCCCAGGGUGCUGGGCCCCAACACGGCGCACACGCCUGCCAGCCCGUGCUACUCCAUGAAGAGCAGGAGUCAGCGGGAUCGCUACGAUGCUGAUCUCGCCAAGACCCCAGGCCCUGCGGCGCUCCCAAAGAUCGAGCUGGAUGUUUUCAAAACCAGAGCUCCUGGGUACACCAUGGGAACCCGAACUCAGCUCCGAGACAAGACGGUCAAACCGGGGCCGGCGGAUUACCGCACGGGAAGGGUAAGGCAGCCGCCUUCUGCUCCUGCGCGGCUUUGCUGCAGUGACAAGCUGCAGGACAGCCCUCCUGUCCCUUCCCUUGUCCCCAGCCCAGCAGAGGGAAGGCAAGGAACACUGCUUUACCUCACAAGGGACAAGCAGACACAGCUCCCAGCCUUCCUAAUGCUGGGAAGACGAAUUUGGAGGGGACAGGAAUCCAGUAAAUCUGGCUGGAGCUCGACAUCCUCUGGACUCAGACCCAGCUUUUCACACCAGCUGUGAUGAGCUUUUCUGUCUGUUACCUGCUGAAAUCUAGACUUUUCUUUUACUGUCCUCAAAAACAAACUCAGUGGAUGCCUUUUACCUGCUGCUAAACUGGUUUUCUCUUUUGCUUACAUACGUCCCUCAUAACGAGAAGGAAAUGCAGUGGAUCACAGCCUCAGGACAUCUUGAGUGCUCUGCUCAUACUUGAGGUUUCCAAGAAGUGUGCUGCACGAAUAGGUGCAGCGAGCUGGAGGCUGCAAGGCACACGUACUGCGGUGUGCGAGGAGGAGCUGCCAGUGCCCAUCGGCACCCUUGUUCCGGCAGACGGCCGUCGCUGAGGACAAGUCUGCUGGGUCAGGACACUGAACUGCGCUGCACCCACAGCCAGCCCUGACCAAACAGAGACACAGAGAGAUGCAGAGUGACUGUCCAGAAAUGGCACUGGGCUCGGGGCCACGGGCAGGGCAACAGGCACCCAGACAAGCGAUGACAAGGGCCCAUGGUCACCAUUUCCUCCUUUACUCCUACCAGGUGGAGCUGAUCAAGCCCCAGGCGCCUGCAGCCACGUUUGGACUGCGCCAUUCCGUGUACACCACUCCCCUGAUCCUCGACGUUUGAGAUGUGUUGAAUAAAACAACGUGUUGCUCAGAGAGGUUUUCUCUUCACCUUGAGACAAGGGGAGGGGUUUCUGUGGGUGAGGAAGAGCUGCUUGCUCUGUUUAACCCUACAAGCAGCAAAAACCCUACAAGGUUCAGAAUGGAGGGCAAUCAGGUCCUAGUAGAAGCAACAGCUCUAACUGCACAUUUUCUCCUGAUUGCCCUAACACAACCAAACGAGGACCCUGAUUGCUCACUUCACCCUGGACGUGUCUUGUUCUUCCUCUGACACCUGCUGCACACCUGGCUGAGGACAGAUACAAUCCACACAGUGCGACUGGAGCUGAACGCUGCACCCCAAAAGCAGCCGGGUCCUUCCCUGCACGCUCUCAGCAGAGAGCAGAGCAUCCUGGGGACAGCUCAGGAAAAAUAAUCACUAAUUCCUGUUUGAAAAGGCAAAAAGUAGUGAUACAGCACGGAUUUCUCCUGGGUGAUACGGGAUAUUUUCUAUAGGUUUGCCAUGAUGUGUCUUGGAGGCUCAAUUACAUAGUUAUGACUUUGGACAGUAACACUUUGGUUUUGGUCACUAGUGCUAUGUCAUUGUAGGACGUUCUUUGACCAGAGACACGUUUCAGGUGUCAGACCAGGGCUGCCCAAAGCACUCUUGCUCUGAACCAGCUCGUACAAGCCUGCAUGUUUGCAAUCAUUAGAGCUUUAUCCUGGGAUACACGAUGGGGGACACAGAGAAGUGUCUGCAGGGGAAAUAGGUGAUUUGCACAUUGGAGACUUUGUUUCAGCCCCAGGAAACGUCAAGUGCCAGCAAACUCUGUGCAAACCAUACACAGGCACAACCUGGAAACACACACAGGACCUGGAAACACGGGCACAACGUGGAAACACGGGCACGACCUGGAAACACGGGCACAACCUGGGAGCACAGGCAGCAGGAGCCCAAGACAGCUCCAGUUCGUCUCCUCUGCCAGUGUCCAGCUGCAAACUCAAGACAUUGGAGAACAUCCGCUGCCUCAGGCAGCCCUGCGGUAGAGACACCUCACCUGAGGUUCACAUGCCUUGGCUUCCCAUGUUUCAAACUCCUGAGCUUAAUAGGAAAUUUUUAAAUGUUUUUAUUUAUAUGUUUAAGAUCUAGAGGUAUUCUGAUGAUCAGGAAAAAAAAAA